Columba livia (rock pigeon) is the source of this 1052-nucleotide messenger RNA. It is a transcript of the gene RNF212B, whose product is annotated as ring finger protein 212B. The transcript has 9 exons. Lineage: Eukaryota; Metazoa; Chordata; Aves; Columbiformes; Columbidae. Bases 9 to 632 code for a protein of 207 amino acids. Gene Ontology annotation, cellular component: synaptonemal complex. Gene Ontology annotation, biological process: reciprocal meiotic recombination; protein sumoylation; homologous chromosome pairing at meiosis. The record is from RefSeq and is a predicted model, not a curated record. Gene Ontology annotation, molecular function: SUMO transferase activity.
CCCCCCCCAUGGACUGGUUCCACUGCAACCGCUGCUUCCGCCAGCGCGCCGCCCGCUUCUCCGUCACCAGCUGCGGCCACGUCCUGUGCGAGCGCUGCGGGGCCGCCGGGCCCUGUGCCGUGUGCGGGGCGCAGUGCCGCCUGCUGCCCGUGGGGAGCCAGCUCCAUCCCGCCCAGCGCCGGUUCUUCCGCAGCCCCACGGAUGCGGCCACACGGGCCCUGACACAGGUGUCACAGGCGUGGCGGUUCCAGCGGGCGCAGGCCGAGCUGCGGGUGGCGCGGCAGCGCGACGUGGCCCAGCGGGCCCGGCGGGACCUGCAGGAGGCGCAGCGGGAGCUGCAAACGCUGCGGCGGGAGAACGCGGAGCUGCGCCGGGCACAGCUCUCCCCAGUCUGGCCCAGCAGAGGCUCCGCCCCCCGGCCCGUGGGCGUCACCUCCCCCGCCAGCACCGUUCCCGCCCAGCGGCGCCAGCUCAGCAGCCAAACCAUCAGCCGCUCCGCCUCGGCCACGCCCCCCGGUGAGAGGCCCCCGUUUCGCGCCUUUUUCCCCCGGGCCACGCCCCCCAGCGCCGAGGCCACGCCCCCUUUCCCCACCCACGCCCGCUGGUUGGCCAGCGCUCACCGCAGCGCCUAAACCCCGCCCCCUUUCCCCUCAGCCGCACCCCAUUGGUUAGCACCCCCCCCUUCUCUUGCCCAAGCCCCGCCCCUUUGCCACGGAUUGGCUGGUGAAGCGGAAGCGCCGCGUCAUGCCCUCAGUCAACAUGGCGCCCGCUUGGCAAAGGCGCCGACCAAUCCGCGUCCGCCACCCCUCGUCCCCUUAGCAACGCGCCCGCCAAUCCGCGCUCCCCUUCCUCCCCCGCUCCCCCGCCCCUUAGCAACGCGCCCACCAAUCAGCGCUUCCCCUUCCCCCCCUUCCCCUUAGCAACGCGCCCACCAAUCCGCGCUCCCCUUCCCCCCCCGCUCCCCCUGCCCUUAGCAACGCGCCCGCCAAUCCGCGCUCUCCCUCACCCCCCGCUCCCCCUCCCCUUAGCAACGCCCCCACCAAUCCGCGCUC